Molecule: messenger RNA, 306 nt
Organism: Adineta steineri
Lineage: Eukaryota; Metazoa; Rotifera; Eurotatoria; Adinetida; Adinetidae
Source: the annotation of a GenBank genome assembly
AUGGCUUCAAGUGAUUCAACCAACACGGCUUCAAGUAACUCCAACGAUAUGACUUCAAGUGAUUCAAAAAACGUUUUGGCGACACAUGCUUCGAAAGAAAAACUUUUAAUUGCGGUUCUAAAAACAAAAUUGGAGGAAAUAGAAUUAAAAGAAUUACCAAAUAAAACUUCAGAUAAUUUAAAAACAUUUAAAGAAACACAAAAUAAAUAUCCACAUGAUCCAAAUAUCGUCAAAGUCGUUGCAGCUACUGAUAAAGAACUAAUAUUUUUAAAUUUUGUGAUAGAUUAUAUUGUAUCAGAUAAUUAA